Molecule: messenger RNA, 1065 nt
Organism: Daktulosphaira vitifoliae (grape phylloxera)
Lineage: Eukaryota; Metazoa; Arthropoda; Insecta; Hemiptera; Phylloxeridae
Exons: 4
Biological process (GO): DNA integration
Molecular function (GO): nucleic acid binding
Source: RefSeq, a predicted model, not a curated record
GAUAUAAAAUUAAUAAAGAGGGACUGAGUACUAGUGAGGCUAAAAUUAAAGCAAUUGUUGAAGCACCAAUUCAAACUAAUAUUACUCAGGAAAUAAAAAACUUUUUAACUUCUGCUCCUAUUUUAAUGCAUUUCAAUCCCAAUUAUAAGAUUAGUUUAGCAUGUGAUGCUAGUUCCUAUGGUGUAGGUGGUGUAAUUUCACAUAUUUUACCUAAUAAUGAAGAGAGACCUAUAGCAUAUACCUCUAGAACUUUAAAUGUUGCUGAACAGAAAUACUCUCAAAUUGAUAAGGAAGCACAUUUUAUUUUAAAAAGUGACAAUAAACCUCUUACUCAUAUUUUUCAUGAAAACAAAUGUCUACCACAAGUGGCUGCGAAUAGACUACAAAGGUAUGCCUUAUUUUUAGCAAAUUAUAAUUAUAGUAUUAAGUAUGUUAAAUCAACAGAAAAUUCAAGUGCGGAUGCUUUAUCUAGAUUAGCUAUUAAGAAUACAAAUCAUAAUGAAAUUGAUACCCCAUCUAUUCACUUUAUCAAUAGUUAUUUUCAAGGUAUAAACAAGGUUUUAAUUCAAAAAGAAACUGAAUCUGAUGAAAUUUUAAAAGAAAUUAAGCAAUAUGUUUUAACGGCUUCUUGUAAUACGUGUAGUAAAUUUAGGAAAGAGCCGGGCAAGUCCCCUUUGCAAGUGUGGGAGUAUCCUAGCGCUCCAGGUGAAAGGGUACAUGCUGAUUUUUUAGAAUUAAAUAGAAUUAUGUUUAUUCUAAUAAUUGAUCAAUAUUCGAAAUGGCCAGAAGUUAUAAAAAUGUCAUCUACUACUUCUUUCCAUACAAUAAAUAUUUUGAGGGAAUAUUUCGCUCGUUAUGGUAUUAGUAAAACCUUAGUCACUGAUAAUGGGCCACAAUGGACCUCAGAUGAAUUUCAGACAUUCAUUAUGAAUAAUUCUAUUAAACACAUAUUGACUCCUCCUUAUCACCCGCAGAGUAACGGGGCAGCAGAAAAUAUGGUUGGUAUUUUCAAGGACAAAAUAAAAAAAAUUUUAGACAAUGAAAAUAAUGUCAUACAGGCAUCAU